Mangifera indica (mango) is the source of this 1953-nucleotide messenger RNA. Its product is annotated as probable WRKY transcription factor 31. The transcript is spliced from 6 exons. Gene Ontology annotation, biological process: regulation of DNA-templated transcription. Gene Ontology annotation, molecular function: DNA-binding transcription factor activity; sequence-specific DNA binding. Lineage: Eukaryota; Viridiplantae; Streptophyta; Magnoliopsida; Sapindales; Anacardiaceae. The record is from RefSeq and is a predicted model, not a curated record. Bases 264 to 1910 code for a protein of 548 amino acids.
UGUUGACAUCAAAUAAUAAAUCUCUCUCUUUCUCUCUCUCCUCUGACUUCAUACUCAAAGGCCACCUGUACGCUUGACGCACUUCCUUACCUCACACCUUACAACCAGAAUCUUGUUUACACAGAUGCUCUUUACAACAAGACUUCACAUUUUCUCCUCCUUCCUGGUCUAAGUCCAAUCCAAUCCCCUUCUUAUUUGCCGAGUCUUUUGCUUUUCUUUUUAAAUUUUCAUCUGUCUUCAAUCAUCUCUGCAAUAUCCCUUUUAUGGACAAACCACUAGGACUUUUCUUUGAUACUCUUCUUUCUCGUACUUUCUUCCCUUUCAGUAAUAACAACACAAAAAACCCACCACUCUCCUCUACUCCUUCCUCUCGGUUCAACAAGAAUUUGGCCAUGGAUGAACAUCCAGAUGGGGAUUCUCAGAAAAGAGUCGUCAAUGAAAUGAACUUCUUUGCUGAUGAUCAUAAACAAACGUCUACCUCCUUGCUUGAUGUCAAGAAAGAAUUAGCCUUCCUUCAUGAUCGAGAUGAUGAGCAAGAAAUAAUCAAACUGGAUGUCAAUACUGGUUUAAAUCUUUCAAUCUCGAGCUCAAGCUGUGAGAAGGAUCAGAUGGCUGUUCUCCGGGCUGACUUGAACAAAAUGAAUGUGGAAAAUCAGCGAUUAAAGAGCCAGCUAAAUCAAGCCAACAGUGACUACCGUGCUUUACAGAUGCACUUGUACACAUUUAUGCAACGCCAACACAUUUUGAAAGCCGCAAACUCACAGACUCCUGAGAUGGCGAAGAGGAAUGGAGAAGUCACUGUUGCAAGGCAUUUUAUGGACCUGGGUCAAGCUGAAAAGGAUAAUCAUGAAGUUGCUCAAUCUUCUUCAGAGAAUACAAGAUCACAGGAGUUUCGUAUUUCGCCUGAAAAUAUCAUAGUUGAGUCCAUGGAGGCCGGACGGAAGAUUACCAACGGUAAAGAAAUAGUUGCAGUGGAUCGUCUGGAUAAUAAUAACAACAAAGAAGAAAGCUCAGAACGAGCUCAUCAAUCUGGAUGGAUUUCGAACAAACUUCCCAAGUUUAAUUCUUCAAGAGAUGUUGAGCAUGCCUCACAGACGAUGACCUCCAUCAUCAGAAAAGCUCGAGUCUCAGUUCGAGCUCGAUCAGAAGCGGCCAUGAUCUCUGAUGGCUGCCAAUGGAGGAAAUAUGGGCAGAAAAUGGCUAAAGGAAAUCCUUGCCCUCGUGCUUACUAUCGCUGCACCAUGGCCUCCGGUUGCCCAGUUCGCAAACAGGUUCAACGGUGUGCGCAAGAUCAAAGUGUUCUGAUAACGACGUACGAAGGCAAUCACAACCACCCACUGCCGCCGGCUGCUGUGUCAAUGGCGUCGACUACGUCAGCCGCAGCGUCGAUGCUGCUAUCGGGAUCAAUGCCGAGCUCAGAUGGGAUGAUGAGCCCACAUUUCAAUCUUAAAAAUGCACUGCCAUUCUCGCCAAGUUUGGCUUCUCUUUCUGCUUCAGCGCCAUUUCCGACUGUAACAUUAGACCUCACUCAUUUCAAUCCCACUAAUAAUAAUCCUUCACAGUUUCAUCGCCCGCUGACCCAAGUCCAUGGCUCUUCUCAAAGCUUGCCUCUCAAUGCUGUCGCCAUGCCACAUGUUCUUGGUCAGGUUAAUAAUCAGCAAGGCAACUUUUUCGGUCUUCUCAGAUCGCUGGGAGUUGAAACUCCUCAUUUACCGCAGAGUCAGAUGCAGGCCCAUGUGGCAAAUGACACCAUUACAGCGGCAACGGCCGCCAUUACUUCGGAUCCCAGCUUCGCCGCAGCUCUAGUGGCCGCCAUCACAUCCAUUAUCAGCAAUUCUCAUCAAAACCAGCAGAAUGGUAACAACUCCACAACUACAAGAAACAGCAGCGACAGACUCAUGAACAUCUGAACUUGGAGAACUAUAUAUAUAUAUAUAUAUAUAUAUAUAUAUA